Molecule: messenger RNA, 1931 nt
Organism: Ooceraea biroi (clonal raider ant)
Lineage: Eukaryota; Metazoa; Arthropoda; Insecta; Hymenoptera; Formicidae
Molecular function (GO): protein binding
Source: RefSeq, a predicted model, not a curated record
AUGUUUCAUGAUGUUGUAAAACAAUCUGCGAGUAUGCAAUCUAUCGUCAUGUUGGCGCUGAAGAAGGAGGAGGCUCCUGAAGUCUUCAGGGAGGCCAUCCUUUAUCGUGAAUGGGGCCAUCGACUGGCCAGUCUGGGUAGUUACCCAUUGGCUAUAGAUUAUUUCAAAAAGGCAUCUAAAUUGGCUGAAGUCGAGGACCUCAGAUCGUUAAUCGGUCACUGCAGAGCGCUCCUUAGAAACGCGAAGUACUUCAAAGCAGAAAAAUUGUCGGGGAAAUGUAUGACACUAGAUCCCGAUCAUUACAAAGCACGGCAGAUGCGGAUGAAGGCGCUUUUCCAGAUCGGCGAGUUCGGUCACAGCCUGGCUCACGCCUACGCGGGUAUGCGGCGGCAUAGGAUGACCUUUGAGCACGGCGUCCAUCAGGCGACCGAGACCAUUGAAGAUUGUGUCGGCCGGAACACAUCGCCUAUAGCGUUGCUGCUGCUCUAUCCGUGGAUACGACGGCUGAACGAGCACCGCGAGCUUCUGAUCGGCAAGCUCAAGGAGGAGGAGCAGGAGGAGGAUGAGUUCGAAGAUAUCGUGGAGGACGAGUCGAGAUUCCAGGUGAACGACCCGGAGGUGCAACGACAGGUGCGAUUGAAAGGGUUGCAGCGCGUUAUAGCGAAAUUGUAUAUGGGUCUCUUGGCGAUCGAUAAGGAUUUCCUCGAGGAGAUUGUGAGCCACCCGGAAAUCGUGGCCUCGGCGAACAGGAGCUCGACUUUAGAGCUGCUCGCUCUUGCAAGUACAUGCCAUCGAAACGUAAUGUGCCUGCAGGAUCUCCUCCGAAUGAGACGACCGAUCUACGUUACGCUUUUUCAACGACGAGCGAUCCCGAAGGGGCAUAAAAUGAUGAUCGAGCAGGAACGAAGAUUGCGCAGAAAUAUAAUCAUCAUACAGGCAGAUUUCCUGUUACGCUAUUUGCAUGCUGCAAGAAUUAACAAAAACUAUCGUACUUUUUUCGGAUUUAUCGAACGUAUCAAGGACAAGUUCGAUUCGUAUUCAGACCGGAUGUUUCCACUGAAACAAAAGUGCUUAGACGCACUAUAUAAAAUGGUGGCGUGGGUGUACAUUGACACGCGUAAUUUGAUGUGUCUGGAAAACGAGGAAAUGAAGACAAGGUACUUGAAGCAUCACCUGGGAAUACGAGUCGCGAUGUUGCCUCGAGACAUCGAUCUCGCGUGGAUGCCGACUGUGAAUCCAAAGGAAACGCUCAAGAUGUUUCGCAGGAGAUUAGCCCUGGCAUCCGCGCCGCUCGAACUCGUCUGGUUAUAUCAUGAAUUUUGCAAGUUUCUCAUCGACAUCAAUCGCUUCGAUCUGGCCAGAUUCUACGCGAAGAAGGGACGCGAUUUGGCGCAGAAGACAGACUAUGAUCAAUGGAUCCUGAAUAUCGAUCAUUUGACGCUACGAAUAGAGAUCCAUCAGAAUAACCGGAACGAGGCGAAAGACGCCGCGAUUUUAGCGCUUGCAUGUGCCAGAAAACUCGAUAUCGAUUACCUGAUAGAUUUCUAUGAAAGGGCCGUGCAAGCUGUGGAAGCGGAGCUGGACGUGGAACGGAUCGGUGACUUUGACGGCAUCGCUGCCAGGCAGCAGCUCAUUCUGGACCUGAUGCCGCCGGGGAUGAAGGGGGAGGUGGAUUUUCUGUGGCGGCGCAUGGACGUCGUACCCGCCAGGAGAAGACUCUCCGUCAUGCCGGGCUGCAAGCCGAUCGAUCGAAAGUUCAAAAUGCCCUCCACGCGAAGGACCAUUUUGCCCAGCCCGCGCAAGGACCCGGAAAGGGAUGCCAGAAUCGCUCUGCUGAAGCAGCACGUCCCGCCUCUCAGACGACCGGGCUUUGUGAAUUUCGAGGAAUUUGAAUGAUCAAUCCGAGUGACGGGAGAAACACCAAUAACCGU